Messenger RNA from Akanthomyces muscarius, 771 nucleotides. RefSeq lists its product as uncharacterized. The coding region runs from base 1 to 771 and encodes 256 amino acids. The transcript is spliced from 2 exons. NCBI's taxonomy places the organism in Eukaryota, Fungi, Ascomycota, Sordariomycetes, Hypocreales, Cordycipitaceae. The record is from RefSeq and is a predicted model, not a curated record.
AUGCAAGCUAAGCUCAUUGCCCUCUCUGGUAUGCUGGCCAUUGCCAGCGCCAGUCCAAUCGCUGAGAUCUCCGCGGCAAAGAGAGACGUCAUUGGCGCCCUCGACGAGAGCGCCGACCAGUUCGAGAUCGACCACCAGCCUCUACUCGACUUUGACAGCGACGGCUGCUACCAGACGUCCGCCAUUAACAAGGAUGGCAAGACCAACCCCGGCCACGGCGCUACCGGCACCCCCCAGGGCGACUGUCGCGAUCCUCACCAGCUCGACAAUGCCAACUCGUAUUCGCGCAAGCGCUGCAAUAACGGAAUUUGUGCUACCAUGUACGAGACAUAUUAUGAAAAAGAUCAAUCGGUCUCGGGGACCUUCGCGGGAGGGCAUCGCCAUGAUUGGGAGAAUAUUGUCGUCUUUACAAAGGGCAACGAUGUGGUGCGUGUUGCGCCGUCAUGCCACGGCAAGUACAGCAACGCGCGCAACGACUUCCCUAAGCGGGACAACCACCCCCUGCUAGUGUAUCACAAGGACGGUGCAGGCACUCACUGCUACCGCUUCGCCAAUGACGACGACAUUGCUCACCCGGAGAACCCUCGCAAGGACUUUUUCCGCGCGCCGCUCAUCGGCUGGAACAAGUGGCCCAGCGAGGACCUUAAGAACAAGAUGCUCAACGCCUUCAAGGGCGGUGUGGGUCCCAAGCUGGAUGACGAAUUUACCGACUCGCUCAAGGCGGCGGCUGGCGAUGGUGUCCCCGGCUUUGACCCUGCCAAGGACGAGUAA